Messenger RNA from Nymphalis io (European peacock), 2535 nucleotides. It is a transcript of the gene Nop60B, whose product is annotated as H/ACA ribonucleoprotein complex subunit 4. Gene Ontology annotation, cellular component: box H/ACA snoRNP complex. NCBI's taxonomy places the organism in Eukaryota, Metazoa, Arthropoda, Insecta, Lepidoptera, Nymphalidae. Gene Ontology annotation, molecular function: pseudouridine synthase activity; RNA binding. The record is from RefSeq and is a predicted model, not a curated record. Gene Ontology annotation, biological process: snRNA pseudouridine synthesis; box H/ACA sno(s)RNA 3'-end processing; mRNA pseudouridine synthesis. The coding region runs from base 145 to 1686 and encodes 513 amino acids. The transcript has a single exon.
GCCCCAUGAAGCUAACCUCAUGCGCUGCACGUGUUGAUUAAUAAUAUAUAGUCUAUCCACAAAGCGGGACUGGUCAACAAAAUUUGUUCACUUUUCAUGAGUUAAUCUCAUUAGUUCGUUGUCUAAAAUCUUUUAUCAUCAAAGAUGACUGAUGUAUUGCAAUCAGGUACCGAGGUAUUUUCGGAGAAGAAAAAGAAGAAAAAUAAGGAAGGAAAGGAAGCAGUGACUCUGGGUGCAUUUCAAAAGCUAGGAGACUUUAAAAUCGAACCAUCUGAAAGUGUAACUAAGCUUGAUACCGCGUACUGGCCUUUGUUAUUGAAGAACUUCGAUCGCCUCAACGUCCGAACUAACCACUACACACCGCUGUCUUUCGGUAGUUCGCCUUUAAAGCGCUCGAUAUCUGAAUAUGUGAAGUCGGGUUUCAUAAAUGUUGACAAACCAAGCAACCCAAGUUCCCACGAAGUCGUGUCAUGGAUAAAAAGAAUAUUGAAAGUGGAAAAAACCGGUCAUUCGGGUACUCUCGACCCCAAAGUAACAGGUUGUCUUAUCGUGUGUAUAGAUAGAGCCACGAGAUUAGUGAAAUCCCAGCAGAACGCUGGUAAGGAGUAUGUAGCCGUGUUCAAUUUACAUUCAGCUGUAGAAAGUUUGAAGAAAGUCACUCAAGGGCUGGAGAAGCUCAGAGGAGCAUUGUUCCAGCGUCCUCCUUUAAUUUCAGCUGUGAAACGUCAACUCCGUGUACGUACAGUGUACGAUAGUAAAUUACUUGACUAUGACCAAGAACGUAACAUUGGUGUGUUCUGGGUCAGCUGUGAGGCUGGUUCAUAUAUUCGUACAAUGUGUGUCCAUUUGGGCCUCAUGCUCGGUGUUGGUGGUCAAAUGAUUGAGCUCAGAAGAGUAAGGUCUGGUAUCCAGGGUGAGAAGGAGGGUAUGGUGAGCAUGCAUGAUAUAUUAGAUGCACAAUGGGCAUAUGAGAACCAUAAAGACGAGACAUACUUAAGAAGGGUCAUUAAACCACUGGAAGGUCUAUUAGUUGCUCAUAAAAGGAUCUUCAUUAAGGACAGUGCAGUUAACGCUGUAUGUUACGGUGCUAAAGUCCUUCUACCUGGAAUUUUGAGAUAUGAAGACGGCAUAGAAGUUGACCAGGAAAUAGUUAUUGUAACUACAAAAGGUGAAGCUGUUGCGUUGGCCAUAGCACUCAUGACAACAUCAACGAUGGCGUCAUGUGAUCAUGGUGUUGCAGCAAAGUUAAAAAGAGUCAUCAUGGAACGAGACACAUAUCCCAGAAAAUGGGGCUUAGGACCUAAAGCAUCGCAAAAGAAAAUACUAAUACAGCAAGGCAAACUCGACAAAUACGGCAAACCAAAUGAAAACACUCCCUCAGAAUGGUUAAACAGUUACGUAGAUUACAAAGCAAAGAAAGACACAGAAAAUGGGGAUGCAGAUGCUGAUGGUAAUAGGAAAAGAACUGCAAGCGCGUCAAAUGCUGAAGACCCUAAUAAUUCAACUGAAAUAACGUCAGAGAAAAAGAAGAAGAAGAAAAAGCGUGAUACUGAAGCAAUGGAUGCAACAGAAGCAGACACAACAAUUGAACCUGAACAAACAACAGAAGCAGCGGAUGAAUCAGUAAGAAAAGAGAAAAAGAAAAAGAAGAAGAAGGACAAAGAUCAAGAGAGAGAAGAGGAAUAAAUUAACAUUUGCAGCUGUAUAUUUUAAAUAGAAGGAAAAUAUUUUGUCGUAAAACAAAUAAGAUUCAUGCAAAUAAUUUUAAGGCUGCAUAAGUUCUAAUCUUGGUCAAAAACUCCUAGAAAAAAAUUGCCAGACUAUAAAACAUGUUAUAUAAAAUGUUCUAUGUUAACAUAAAUAUUACAUGAAUAGUAACAAUUUAGAAUCAGUUAAAUUUGAUUUUGUCAAAAUCGUAAUAACAUUUUUGUAUUAUUCAACAAAACUCGAUAGUUUCAUUAAAAUAAUAAUUGUAAGUAAAAUAUAGGUUUAAGCAAUGAAAUAAAAACUUUAUUUUUAAUAAAAAUAAACUUUUAAAUGUGUUACGGGUUAUAUUUGGUUGCAUUUAGUAGUCCAUAUUGAAACUAUGAAUAACAUUCAUAGAAAUGUCAAUCUUCUAUUUGUUUUACUAAAUUUGCUUGAUUAAAAAUUGAAUAAAGCAUUAUUUUUUUUAGGUUAUAUUAAUUAUUGAACAUUCAGAAAAAUAUCCUAUUACCAGUGAAGAUGUACGAAAGUUUUUAGAGUUUUAAGAAUAAAAGCGUUAGACUAUGCUAUAAAAAGUUAGUUUGAAUAGAUUUUGUACAAAGAUUGUAACAAAUGUCAAAUAUUUUGAGUAAUUUUUUUUUUAUUGCGUAAUUGAAAUUGACAAGUUUUGGAAACGAUUUUUAGUGCUAAGCUAGUGUUCUAUGCUAGCUGUUAAUAGCAUCAAUAUUUUGAUUGGUUUAUUCUUUGUACAAAUUUUAUUUAAAUUUAACUAUAGUUUAGGUUUUAUUAUUGAUUCUAUGUUGUAUAUCAACAUUAAAAUGUAAAGUUAAA